Suhomyces tanzawaensis NRRL Y-17324 is the source of this 1596-nucleotide messenger RNA. RefSeq names its product ATP-dependent RNA helicase. NCBI's taxonomy places the organism in Eukaryota, Fungi, Ascomycota, Pichiomycetes, Serinales, Debaryomycetaceae. Bases 1 to 1596 code for a protein of 531 amino acids. The transcript is spliced from 2 exons. Gene Ontology annotation, molecular function: ATP binding; nucleic acid binding. Gene Ontology annotation, biological process: maturation of LSU-rRNA from tricistronic rRNA transcript (SSU-rRNA, 5.8S rRNA, LSU-rRNA). The record is from RefSeq and is a predicted model, not a curated record. Gene Ontology annotation, cellular component: nucleolus.
AUGUUUCUGAAAGGGCGUCCUACAAGGAGCAUAUUCUCGUUCGGCAAGUUCUCCCAGCUCCAGAUCCCCGAGAAGAAGACAAUUGAGUCGUCCAGCACUGGACUCGACACCAUUGCUUCCUUCGACGCUCUCCGGAUCUUUCCCACCGUGCGAGCCGCCAUGGUGGAGGAAAUCAAGUCAGUUUACAACUUGAAAAGUACCUACAUUAAGGACAAGCAGGAGCUCGACAUCAAGCCUUCGCCAGUGCAAGUUGCGGCUAUCAGGAAGAUCAACCAGCCCAGACUCCGCAAGGCCAAGAGUGCCAGUGUCGAGAAAGAAGGUGGCCAGGCCAUCGUGGACGAGUUGGUCAAGAGCAACGAGCGCAACAAGCUCAAGGUGUUUACGGUUGCAGCCGAGACUGGCUCGGGGAAAACAUGGGCGUAUCUCGCGUCGGUGUUGAGUAAGCUCAAGGAAGACGAUCUAGAGCAUUUCACAAGAUCCGAACUGCACUACGAAAAGGCCAAGGAAGUGCCCACCGUGAGGUCGAUCAUCUUGUUGCCUACGCAUGAGUUGGUGGAACAGGUCUAUGACACGUUGAACAGAGCCAACAAAAUCAGGUACGACGUGGACGAAUUGAAGGUGCACUCUAACUACGCCCAGUUCUUGAGCUUGCCCGACCAAAAGGACAGCUUGAACUUGCGGAUCAUGAAGUGGGGGUCAGGAGACCCUCACAACAGGUUGUUCAACGCUGUAAACAACAAGGGAAGAAUCGACGUCUUGGUCACCACGCCAAGUAAGAUCGCUGGUCUCGCCAAAUUGACUAACUUCAAUCGUCCUUUUAGAUUUUUCAACUUCACGGAGUAUUGUGUGAUUGAUGAGGCUGACACGUUGAUGGACCAAUCGUGGAUGAAAGACACCAUGAAUAUUGUCAGGAGACUCAAUAAGUGCAAGGAUUUGAUUCUUUGUUCUGCGACGAUCCCCAAAGAGUUCAAAAAGACGUUGAGCACGAUCUUCCCCGACCACCAGUCCAUCAUCAGCAUUGCCACACCAUCAUUGCACAAGAUUCCAAAACAAAUCCAUGUCAAGAUCAUCGAUGCCCAGGUCUCCCCAUACAAUGGCUCCAAGACCAGAUGUUUGGCGCAAGCUUUGUACGCAAUUCAUAACGAUGGUACCGAGCCUGGACUCGUCAAGCGUAUUAUUAUUUUUGUCAACGAAAAGAAGGAUGUUGAUCCUUUGGUCGAAUCGUUGGUUUCCAAGUACGGACAUCGCCAAGAGGACGUUAUCGGAAUAACCGGUUCCGACAGUGCCCUGGAUCGCUCCGACAAGCUUGAACCAUUUUUGAAGCCUGCUGCAUUGAUCGAAGAUGACAUGGACCGUAGCAAGAUUAAGAUCUUGGUUACCACGGACUUAAUGGCACGGGGUUUGAAUUUUGUGGGGAUCAAGAAUGUUAUUUUGAUGGAUCUUCCACGUAACUCGGUGGACUUAGUACAUCGAAUUGGCAGAACCGGCCGGAUGAGACAAUCCGGAAGAGUUUUUGUCAUUGUGGACAAGAAGACCCGAAAAUCGUGGAUCAAAGGAUUGCCCAACGCAAUCAAAAGAGGUGUGACCUUGGGUUAA